This is a messenger RNA of Hipposideros armiger (great roundleaf bat), 2042 nucleotides long. RefSeq names its product acyl-CoA dehydrogenase medium chain (gene ACADM). Lineage: Eukaryota; Metazoa; Chordata; Mammalia; Chiroptera; Hipposideridae. Gene Ontology annotation, molecular function: medium-chain fatty acyl-CoA dehydrogenase activity; flavin adenine dinucleotide binding. The record is from RefSeq and is a predicted model, not a curated record. Gene Ontology annotation, biological process: medium-chain fatty acid catabolic process. Gene Ontology annotation, cellular component: cytoplasm; mitochondrion. The transcript is spliced from 11 exons.
CGGGGACAGGCGGGUGCGAAGUCUCCCGCUCACGGGCAGCCCUGCAGUGUUUUGGUUCUGCCGAGUAGGUGAGAGUGAGUAAUCCGACGACGAGUCGACAUGGCAGUGUUGUUUAGGCGAAGCAGCGCGGUCCUGAGAAGUCUUACUCGUUUUGACUGGAGAUCACAACAUACAAAAGCUGCCCUAAAACAUGAACCACGGUUGGGAUUUAGUUUUGAAUUCACUGAACAACAGAAAGAAUUUCAAGCUACUGCUCGUAAAUUUGCCAGGGAGGAAAUAAUCCCAGUUGCUGCAGAAUAUGAUAAAACUGGCGAGUACCCUGUCCCCCUAAUUAAAAGAGCCUGGGAACUUGGUUUAAUGAAUACACACAUUCCAGAGCAUUGUGGAGGUCUUGGACUUGGAAGUUUUGAUGCCUGUUUAAUUACUGAAGAAUUGGCUUAUGGGUGUACAGGAGUUCAGACUGCUAUUGAAGCAAAUUCUUUGGGGGAAAUGCCUGUUAUUAUUGCUGGAAAUGAUCAACAGCAGAAGAAGUAUUUGGGGAGGAUGACUGAGGAGCCAUUGAUGUGUGCCUACUGUGUAACAGAACCUGGAGCAGGCUCUGAUGUAGCUGGUAUAAAGACCAAAGCAGAAAAAAAAGGAGAUGAGUAUAUUAUUAAUGGUCAGAAGAUGUGGAUAACCAAUGGAGGAAAAGCUAAUUGGUAUGUUGUUUAUAAAAAAAACCCUCUAUAUUACUUCUUAAUUACUUUAUAUUCAGAAUCUCCUCUCUGUCCUUUUCUUUAGUAUGAAACCGCCAUACUUAAGUCUUAUUCAUGGAAGGAAUUAAAUAUGGGCCAGAGAUGUUCAGAUACAAGAGGAAUUGUCUUUGAAGAUGUGAAAGUGCCUAAAGAAAAUGUUUUAAUUGGUGAAGGAGCUGGUUUCAAAAUUGCCAUGGGAGCUUUUGAUAAAACCAGACCUCCAGUAGCAGCUGGUGCUGUGGGACUAGCACAGAGAGCUUUGGAUGAAGCUACCAAGUAUGCCCUGGAGAGGAAAACUUUUGGAAGGCUGCUUGUAGAGCACCAAGGAAUAUCAUUUUUGUUGGCUGAAAUGGCAAUGAAAGUUGAAUUAGCUAGAUUAAGUUACCAGAAAGCAGCUUGGGAGGUUGAUUCUGGUCGCCGAAAUACCUAUUAUGCCUCCAUUGCAAAGGCAUUUGCUGGAGAUAUUGCAAAUCAGUUAGCUAGUGAUGCUGUGCAGAUUUUCGGAGGCAAUGGAUUCAAUACAGACUAUCCUGUAGAAAAACUAAUGAGGGAUGCCAAGAUCUACCAGAUUUAUGAAGGUACAGCACAAAUUCAAAGGCUUAUUAUAGCCCGUGAACACAUUGGCAAGUAUAAAAAUUAACAAGAUUGCUGUAGAGACAUGAUUAAUUGUUGAGGUGAUAGAACAUUAUCCACUGUUGAAGCUGAACAUUACCCAUUUUAAGCAGAAAAGAAUAAGGGCUUUAAGAUUUUUUCCAAUGAAAAUUUUAAAAUAAGUACUCUUACACCAAACAUCUGCAACUAAUUCUAAUAGUUUUCUACCUUUCUUUAACUUUUAUGAUUUGCCUUUCCUCAAAUAGAUUUGGUUUCAUUAAAAUUAUGUGUUGUCCUCAGUACCAUUGUACCUGAAUUAUAUUAACCAAAAAAAUACAUAUGUUUUGUUAUUUUGACCUCUUAAAAUUAAAGUAACAGAAAUCACUUGGAAUUUCAAUAUUUUUCCAAUGACAGAAAAGUGGGCUUAUAGAAAGUAUUCAGGCUGUUCUAAAAUUUACAUUGUGAGAACGUAUUGUAAGAUUCGGAUGCCAUCAAGUAACUUGCCAGUAACUUUGUAAACUUAAUGUAUUAGAGAAGUUCACUUUGCUACAAUUUGGAAAGCAUUUGUUUUCAAUUUUGUACAGUAAUAGUAAAAAAUUUGAUGUUCAUAUUGUCCGAUUUAUACAACAACCAGAAGUUACUUAAAAAUCUUGUUUAAUUCUAAGCCCACAUUUUGCUUGCCUUAUUUAAAAUAAAUGAAUUUUGCCUUGAAUGAUU